UGCUCCAGCUCGAGGGGAGAGCCCGUUGUGUUAUCGUCGGGAUUAUCUAUCCAUGGAUUCUACACUGGUCAUCAUUAUUCACUACCGGUUUUGUCGUCAAAGUAAGUUUUACGUCCCCGGUAGACAAAUGCGUUGCUGUAACACUGACCACCUUACAUUGCGUUGUCUAGGAGACCGUAGCUCGCCGUAGCUGGGUGUGAAUGAAAUCAGCGUGCUGAAGGAGGGGACCGUGAAGAGCAUCUCCGGGAUUUCACCGUCGUACUCCCGCAGACCAGAGACCUCCUUUAUGCCUUGCAGGUGUAGAAUGCCAUCUCUGUCGGAGCAGCUGCAGGAGGUGCGGAGUCUGGCUGAAGUGUGUCUGUACUCUGGUGGCAAGGUGGUGGAGGUGCGGGUUGGGGUGAUGGCUAUGGCAAAUCUGCCCUUACCGCCCUGCUCCAAAUACUGCCACGUCGCCGCCGAGACCAUGGUCAUAGAAAACAGCUUUGGCAGCAACAGGAAGGAGACCCUUGCAUCUCUCCAGCGCUUGUCUACAGCAUUGAACAUCCUAGAAAAGUAUGGCUGUAAUUUGACAAACCCCAACAGGCCAAAGUACUGGAGAACUGUGAAACACAACAACCCAGUGUUCAGGGCCACCGUUGAUGCUAUUCAGGGAGGACGAGCAGUGCUCUGUCUCUAUGGUUACUCCAAUCAGCAGCCAGAUGGGCUCAGCUUCCCCGAUGAUGUCACAGAUCCUGAUGUGGGCCGAGUUGCUGCAGUAACACUCGAAGUGAUGAGUCUGAGGAUGGAACUAGAAAUGCUCAUUAAGGAUGCUCAUCCCCACCCUGAGUUCUAUGAGAGAAUCCUUCCUACGCUGAGACACAAGGAUGUGGGUCUCAACACUGACACUGUGGUCUGCCACUUCUCCUCCACUUCAUGCCGUUCAGACGGUCAGACCAAGUCUCUAGCCUUCCCCCUCCACCAUCACUCCUCCAGGGAGAACAGUCAUGGCCAGUCCCUGUCCCCAAACCACCAAAGUCUCAGGUCCAUUCAGGUCUUUCCCACUUCUUCAAAAAAACACCCAGAGAACUGCACCAUCUGUGGAAUAUUCCGUAUCUCUGCCCACUGCCUCACCUGCCUCCUGGGGCUCUGCUCCGAAUGUGACAGACUGUACCACUCCUACCCUGAGAGGGCCAACCACCGUCGCACAGCUGUCUCCUCAUCCUCAUCAUCAUCAUCCUCCAAAAACAGGAACAGUCAAGGGUCUUCCGCCUGGUGUUGCCUCCACUGCUCUAAAGUCAACUCCGUCCAGGAAGUGCUGUGUGAGGAGUGUGAGCGCCCUCGACUGGAAUUGAUCAGCUCUAAAGUAGACGAGACUCAGCCUGCCACCGUCACUGACUGGCAGUGUAAGAGCUGUACCAUGGUGAAUGCAGCCAGCAGUAUUCUGUGUGAAGUGUGUGAAAGACCUCGUUUGGCUACACGACCUCCAGUGACCCCGUCACACCCACCCAUCACCCCCCCCAGACCACCGGCACCAGUACUGGGCAUGCCCGGUGACCCUGACAGCCAGUGGGUGUGUCAGUUCUGUACCUAUCUGAACUACUCUCCAGCUACAGUGUGUGAGAUGUGUGACCUGGCUCGUCCAGAGCCCGCACCCCUGCCUGCGAAGCUCCGCCCUCCCUCCCCUGUCAGACGGGUCCCCGCCCUGCCAAUCAAACCCAAAGAGCCCGCUCCUGAAGACCUGGAUUCCUGGAGGCAGAGGCUCAUGAAGGAAGAGGGACUGAAGCUGAUCCAGCUGAUUAGAGACGGGGAGAAGAAAGGAGUGAGUCCAGAGGAGGUGUACACAAGCAUGAGGGUAGCAGGGGACAGCAGCAUUCUACCGUGCAAGUGGCUCAAGACAGAGCUUCCUCUGCUGUUAGACCAGAUCAGGACGUUGGUGGCAACAUCUUCCCUUCAGUCUGUUUCUGACAAGACUACAAUAGAGCGCACAAGCAGGUCAUGUAUAGCUCCUGCUGAGGAUGCUGGGAAAGAGGUGGGCCCUGCAGAAACUGAAAGUGGGGUCCAGUUGUCCAGAGUCGAGGCCAAGCAGGCGUGGCUGACAGCAGGGGGCGAAACCGAGAGAGCUGCCAGGCAAGCUCUGAGAGACAGACUCGCCAAGGUAAAGGAGCUGUGUGCGCUGGGCUUCAGCGACAAGGCUCGCUGUCAUGAGGUUCUGAGGCAGAGUGGCGGUGAGGUGAGAGGGGCCCUGGCCCUGCUGCAGCGACCCCUUCUGGAGCCCUUCCACAAGCACAUUUGGAGCGACAAGCCCGAGCCUCCUGUAGACAUCCAUCACCCUGACAAACAGCACAUAUGUCGGAGGUUACUAGCAGUGUACGAUCUUCCCAGCUGGGGUCGCUGUGAGCUGGCACUGUCGCUGCUUCUGGAGCACAGCGCACCUUACUCCCUGGAAGAUGUAGUGCAGGCUGUGCGAGAGUCCCACGACAGGGAGUUCAUCAAGAGAGUGCUGGCUAAAGAGUGUCCCAUCUGCCUCUCUGUCUUCCCCCACAGCAAGAUGCAGUCUCUGACGUCGUGUCAGUGUUCUGUGUGUUGUGGUUGUUUCCAGCAGCACUUCACCAUCGCUGUAAGGGACAAACACAUAAGAGACAUGGUGUGUCCAGUCUGCUGGGAGCCGGACAUCAACGACCCUGAACACCUCAACAGCUACUUCUCCACCCUGGACAUCCAGCUGCGAGAGUGUCUGGAGCCAGAAGUCUAUGAGCUGUUCCAUAAGAAGCUGACAGAGCAGGCUCUGAUCAAGGACCCCAAGUUCCUCUGGUGCUGUCAUUGUUCAUAUGGGUUCAUCUAUGAUGGAGACCAGCUUAAAGUCACCUGUUUUCAGUGCCGCAACAGUUUCUGUGCUCAGUGUAAAAAGCCUUGGGAGUCUCAGCAUGCAGGUCUGUCCUGUGAACAGUACCAGUUAUGGAAGAGGGAGAAUGAUCCAGAGUAUCAGAGACAGGGCCUGGCUGGAUACCUCCGAGACAACGGCAUCACCUGUCCUAACUGUCGCUUUCAGUACGCGCUGUCUAAAGGAGGCUGCAUGCAUUUCUGCUGCUCACAGUGUCGUUACCAGUUCUGCAGCGGCUGCAACAACCCGUUCCACACUACCUGUGCAGUGGACGAGUGCAGUGUGUCUGGAUUACAUGCCCACCAUCCCAGAGACUGCCUCUUCUAUCUGAGAGACUGGGAACCUUCCAGACUGCAGGCUUUACUGCAGAAUAACGGAGUGGCCUUCAACACUGAACCCCCCCCUGGAACACAGACAGGUCUGUGUGGAGUGAUAGAGCAGAAGGACGAGGGAGGGCAGCAGCCAGAUUCAGCUUGUGGAGCUCAGACCCAACAUGGGCAUGCUGGACUCUGCGAGAAGCAUUACCGGGAGUACCUGGUCAGCCUGAUCAACAGCCACUCGGUCGACCCGGCCCCCCUCUACAGCUCCAACGAGCUGCUGCUGGCCUGCAGGAGAUACAAGGUGGACGACAGCCGCAGGGACGGAGAGGACGGCUUCACCUACUUCAGCAGACUGCUCCAGAAACUGAUGGAUGAAGUACCACUUGGUGACAAGGUGCCACGCAAGAAAUAAUGAAUCACUUCCUGUUUCCUGCAGUGACCUUGUUGCCCUUUCAACUUAAAACUCAAAAUGGCAACAGUUUGCUUCAGGUUUUUGGAUCUGUAUAUGUUAACGUAUGUUCCAAUGAUAGGGUCGAUAAACAGGAUAGUCCGGCAGCCCAGAGCCUUUUGAUC
Messenger RNA from Perca fluviatilis (European perch), 3753 nucleotides. RefSeq names its product E3 ubiquitin-protein ligase RNF31. Gene Ontology annotation, biological process: protein linear polyubiquitination. Gene Ontology annotation, molecular function: K63-linked polyubiquitin modification-dependent protein binding; linear polyubiquitin binding; K48-linked polyubiquitin modification-dependent protein binding. Gene Ontology annotation, cellular component: LUBAC complex. The transcript is spliced from 25 exons. The record is from RefSeq and is a predicted model, not a curated record. Bases 287 to 3592 code for a protein of 1101 amino acids. NCBI's taxonomy places the organism in Eukaryota, Metazoa, Chordata, Actinopteri, Perciformes, Percidae.